AUGGGUAGUGUCGGCCUAGUCUUUGCCCCCCUCGCCCCUCUGGUUGCGCUGGCCGCUUGCAUAGUUUUCUGGAUGGGCUCGUGGGUCUACAAAUAUCAGCUGAUGUUCGUAUACAUCACGCAAGUCGAAACUGGCGGGCGUUUGUGGAAUGUGGUCGUCAAUCGCUUGCUUUUCUGUGUGGUUCUGAUGCAGGCGCUGAUGGUCCUUACUAUCGGACUUCAAUAUGGUUUCGCGUCGUUGCAGUGGAUAUCCACCAUUCCUCCGAUCUUUAUCAUUGCGGUAUUCAAGGUGUACAUAAACCGUACCUUCGUCUCCAAGUUCCGGUACUAUGUUCCAAGCGAAGAUGAACUGCGUCUCGCAAAAGUGCAUUCAGAACGUGCCGAUAACAAGGGCAACAGACUCGAAAAGCGAUUUGGACAUCCUGCGCUUCAUCAAGAGCUCUUCACACCUAUGCUUCACGCGAAGAUGAUGCCUUUGUUAAGUCAAGUGUACAAAGGCAAGAUUGGCAAUGAUGAGGCCAAACUUGGCGAGUAUGGUGGACAGAAGAUGCAAGCACAGGUCGUGGAAGGCGGUAUCAAAAUUGCUGCAAUUGAACAGCGUGACCUUGAAUAUGACCCUGCUCUCUACCGUCGUGAUCGGGGUGAACUGGAUUGGGAUGCUCGCUCAAUGGCGUCUACAAAUAUCUUCAAUGAUGGGGCAUCUACAUUCCAUGGCCGUAACGGCUCAGGACAUUUCGCACAAGGUAGUUCCGCAAACUUGGCUGGCUAUGAACAAUAUCUAGCCGCUGGACCUGGUUAUCCACAGGCUCAGUCAACAGAACACUUUGAGCUCGCACCUAUCGACUCGCAAAACGAACCUCUGUUAGGCAAUCGUCACUUUCACCAGUCCAAUCACUCGCUGCUUAAUACGCCUCCUCAAUUAUACCAUGACUCUCCCGAAGGAUUCUCAAGAGCGGCCCCUAUACAUCGUCCACAAGAGUCCUACGGGCAUGAUUUUGCCAACAUGCCUAGCCAAAGCUCAUAUAUGAUGCGAACAAACAACUCUGGUCCUACGAUUAGCACAAGUCCUGGUCCCAUGGAUGCCAUGCGCAGCUACAGCCCAGGCCCAGGCCCUGCGCACAAUUCAUACAUCAUGGACUCGCGAGGAAGUCCAUCUCAACAGUAUCCCCCUCAGCCUCAUCGCCAGUACUCGUACGACCAAUACUCCUACCAUUCACCCUCACAGACAUCACCGCCGCAGUCACAAUUCUACCAACGACAGGGCAGUCAUCCGGCUUUAAAUAACAGUAAUGGUGCAUACAGAGGGUAG
Molecule: messenger RNA, 1308 nt
Organism: Marasmius oreades (fairy-ring Marasmius)
Lineage: Eukaryota; Fungi; Basidiomycota; Agaricomycetes; Agaricales; Marasmiaceae
Exons: 4
Coding region: 1-1308 (435 amino acids)
Cellular component (GO): plasma membrane
Molecular function (GO): calcium-activated cation channel activity
Source: RefSeq, a predicted model, not a curated record